Chrysochloris asiatica (Cape golden mole) is the source of this 3170-nucleotide messenger RNA. It is a transcript of the gene GLDC, whose product is annotated as glycine dehydrogenase (decarboxylating). The transcript has 25 exons. Gene Ontology annotation, cellular component: mitochondrion; glycine cleavage complex. Gene Ontology annotation, biological process: glycine decarboxylation via glycine cleavage system. The coding region runs from base 23 to 3082 and encodes 1019 amino acids. Lineage: Eukaryota; Metazoa; Chordata; Mammalia; Afrosoricida; Chrysochloridae. The record is from RefSeq and is a predicted model, not a curated record. Gene Ontology annotation, molecular function: lyase activity; glycine dehydrogenase (decarboxylating) activity; pyridoxal phosphate binding.
GGAGAGGGGAAGAGAGCGCGCCAUGCAGACGUGCGCCAGGGCCUGGGCGCUGCGCCUGGGCCGCGGGGCCGGGGGUAGCCGACGCCUGACGGGGGGCGCGGGGCCUCGCGGGGUCACCCCCGCCCGGAACGGCAGCGGCGGCGGCGGGGACAGUGGCGCGGGGGCCUCGCGCCUCCUUGAGCGUCUGCUGCCCCGCCACGAUGACUUCGCGCGGCGGCACAUCGGCCCGGGGGACAAAGACCAGCGGGAGAUGCUGCAGGCCCUGGGGCUGGCGAGCAUCGAGGAGUUGAUUGAGAAGACGGUCCCAGCUGGCAUCCGCUUGAAGAGACCUUUGAGAAUGGAAGACCCUGUAUGUGAAAAUGAAAUCCUCGAAACUCUAAAUGCCAUUUCCAGCAAAAACCAGAUUUGGCGAUCCUACAUCGGCAUGGGGUAUUACAACUGCUCGGUGCCACAGCCAAUUGUGCGGAACUUACUGGAAAACUCAGGAUGGAUUACCCAGUAUACCCCGUACCAGCCAGAGGUGUCUCAGGGAAGGCUGGAGUGCUUACUCAACUACCAGACCAUGGUGUGUGACCUCACAGGCCUGAACACGGCCAAUGCAUCCCUGCUGGAUGAGGCCACCGCAGCGGCGGAGGCCAUGCAGUUGUGCUACAGACACAACAAGAGGAGGACAUUUUUUGUAGACCCUCGUUGCCACCCACAGACAAUAGCGGUCGUCCAGACUCGAGCCAAAUACGCUGGAGUCCUCGUUGAAAUAAAGUUACCCCACGAGAUGGACUUCAGUGGAAAAGAUGUCAGUGGUGUUUUGUUUCAAUACCCCGACACUGAGGGGAAGGUGGAAGACUUCACGGAGCUGGUAGAGCGAGCCCAUCAGAGUGGGAGUCUGGCUUGUUGUGCUACUGACCUUUUAGCGCUAUGUAUCUUGAGGCCUCCUGGAGAGUUUGGUGUGGACAUUGCCCUGGGCAACUCACAGAGAUUCGGGGUGCCCCUGGGCUAUGGAGGGCCUCACGCAGCCUUCUUUGCUGUCGGAGAGAACUUGGUGAGAAUGAUGCCUGGAAGAAUGGUAGGGGUGACAAGAGAUGCCACUGGGAAGGAAGUGUACCGUCUUGCUCUUCAAACCAGGGAGCAACACAUCCGGAGAGACAAGGCCACCAGCAACAUCUGUACAGCCCAGGCCCUCUUGGCGAAUGUGGCUGCCAUGUUUGCAAUCUACCAUGGUUCCAGCGGGCUGACGCACAUUGCACAGAGGGUGCAUAAUGCUACUCUAAUUUUGUCUGAAGGUCUCAAGCGUGCGGGGCAUCAACUUCAGCAUGACAAGUUCUUCGACACCUUGAAGGUCCAGUGUGGCUGCUCAGUGAAGGAGGUCCUGGAUAGAGCUGCACAGCGGAAAAUCAAUUUUCGGCUCUUCCAGGAUGGCAUGCUUGGUGUUUCUCUUGAUGAGACUGUCAAUGAAAAAGAUCUGGAUGACGUACUGUGGGCCUUUGGCUGUGAGUCAUCUGCAGAACUGGUUGCCGAAAGCAUGGGAGAAGAGCACAGAGGUAUUCCAGGAACUGCAUUCAAGAGAACUAGCCCGUUCCUCACACACCAAGUGUUUAACAGCUAUCACUCAGAAACAAACAUCGUUCGGUACAUGAAGAAAUUGGAAAACAAAGACAUUUCCCUGGUUCACAGCAUGAUUCCACUGGGCUCGUGCACGAUGAAGCUCAACAGUUCCUCUGAACUCACACCCAUCACAUGGAAAGAAUUUGCAAAUAUCCACCCCUUCGUGCCUUUGGACCAAACUCAAGGAUACCAGCAGCUAUUCCGAGAGCUUGAGAAGGAUUUGUGUGAACUUACAGGCUAUGACCAAAUCUCUUUCCAGCCUAACAGUGGAGCCCAGGGGGAAUAUGCCGGGCUGGCCACCAUCCGAGCCUACUUGGACCAGAAAGGAGAAAGGCAUAGAACAGUUUGCCUCAUUCCAAAAUCAGCACAUGGGACCAAUCCAGCAAGUGCUCACAUGGCAGGCAUGAAGAUUCAGCCAGUGGAGGUGGACAAGUAUGGGAAUAUUGACGUCGCCCACCUCAAGGCCAUGGUGGACAAACACAAGGAGAAUCUGGCAGCCAUUAUGAUCACAUAUCCAUCCACCAACGGUGUGUUUGAGGAGAACAUCAGGGACGUGUGUGACUUGAUCCACCAGUCCGGAGGACAGGUCUACCUAGACGGGGCAAACAUGAACGCUCAGGUGGGACUGUGCCGUCCUGGAGACUUUGGGUCUGAUGUCUCGCACUUAAACCUUCACAAGACCUUCUGUAUUCCCCACGGAGGAGGUGGCCCUGGCAUGGGGCCCAUUGGAGUGAAGAAGCAUCUUGUCCCUUUCCUGCCCAGCCAUCCCGUCAUCGCAGCGAAGCUGGGUGUGGACUCACAACCUUUGGGCACUGUGAGUGCUGCCCCGUGGGGUUCCAGUUCCAUCCUGCCCAUCUCCUGGGCGUACAUCAAGAUGAUGGGAGGCAAAGGCCUGAAACAGGCCACAGAAGUUGCAAUAUUAAAUGCCAACUACAUGGCCAAGCGAUUAGAAAAACACUACCGGGUGCUUUUUAGGGGCUCAAGAGGUUAUGUGGCUCAUGAAUUUAUUUUGGACACACGACCCUUCAAAAAGUCUGCAAAUAUUGAAGCUGUGGAUGUGGCCAAGAGGCUCCAGGAUUAUGGAUUUCACGCCCCUACCAUGUCCUGGCCUGUGGCGGGGACCCUCAUGAUUGAGCCCACAGAGUCGGAAGACAAAGCAGAGCUGGACCGAUUCUGCGACGCCAUGAUUAGUAUUAGGCAAGAAAUCGCUGACAUCGAGGAGGGCCGCAUCGACCCCAGGAUCAACCCACUGAAGAUGUCUCCACACUCCCUGACCUGCGUCACAUCCUCCCACUGGGACCGGCCGUAUUCCAGAGAAGCGGCGGCAUUCCCACUUCCCUUCGUGAAACCAGAGAACAAGUUCUGGCCGACCAUUGCCAGGAUUGACGACAUAUAUGGAGACCAGCACCUGGUGUGCACGUGCCCACCCAUGGAGGUUUACGAGUCCCCGUUUUCCGAACAGAAGAGGGCCUCUUCGUAGUUCUCUCUUCCCUCGUUUCAAGUGUCUGGCCUGAUGCCUUUCUGGAGCUUUUGAUAAUUAAGAAGUAUUUCAUCAUCCACCCCAGGCU